AUGACAGGACUGUCAAUGGGAGUUGGUCCUACACCUUCAAUAAAGGGCGGGGCUGGGCCCACAUUGGUUUCACGGGUGUUAGCCGAAUGCCUGGAGAAGGAAAAAAACCGGAAACCCGUGCUCAGUACAAACGAGGAAGUGAGGAUUGUAAGAUUGGCUGAGGUCACUAUCAUGAGGGAGCUGAGCAAGCGGGAAGACCUAUCAAUUUCCGACUUGUCAAUUUCAGAUUUCGAGAGUUGUUCCUGGCGACAAUUAAAACUGGCGUUGUUAAUACGAGAGUGGCAAGGAGGCAGUUUCAUUGCAGAGUUAGAAAACUUGGUACCUAGACCGGUCGGUUUAUCUGAUACCUGGUUUCUGGCCGGCGUCGUGCAGAGAUUCCUUCCGUCUGGGUUUUUAGCUCGCUGGACGCCCUACUGGCUGCGUGGCGGGUGGGAUUGCCGGAGGAUGAUUUUUCGGAUCUCCUUCCCACACGGAGUUGUUCGUUUGCCGGAGAGUGAGGAAUGUAUAAACCGAAUUUGUGCUUACUCAAAGUUAGAAUGGUGGUUCCGUCAGGCUUACACCAAUGCUCACAUUGAUGAGGAAACAUGGAUGGCCUCGGGGCAGCCACCAACGUUCUUAAUGAGUGUUAAGCAUUCUAUGGGCAAGAAGGCAUUUGAUGACGCCAUACAGGAAAUGAGGCAUCACGUCCCCCCUCCGGCUCACCUGUCAAAUCUGCAAUACCUUGCGUGCUUACGUAAAUACGCCGAAUCAACUCCUCUAAAAAUGACCAAGAGUUUUCGGACCCGUAAUCGCAAUGAUACUCUGCCCUCCUCUUCCUGUGAUCCUCAGCCCUCCUCGUCCAGUUCCGUCCCAGCUGACUCCAUUACGCCAGAAGCCGUUCCGUCCAGAUCCCUACCAAUUUCAUCACCUACUUCCAGGGAAUCGGCUGGUACCAAUCAAUUGGUUGAUACGAAUGAAUCGGUUGGCACCAAUCAAUUGGUUGAUACGAAUGAAUCGGUUGGCACCAAUCAAUUGGUUGAUACGAAUGAAUCGGUUGGCACCAAUCAAUUGGUUGAUCCGGAGAUGACCGCAUUUAUGGUCCGCGUGCUUGAUGACUGCGCGGAGAAGGAGAGAAGCGAGAAAGAAGUUGUGACGGCAGAGAUGAGGGAGAGAGGUAAGGGGAUAAUUUUGAUGACGCAUGAGGCGAAGCGGGACCUUGCUCAAUUUGCUCUCACCAGCUUUCAGGGAAUGCUAUCCACAAACAAGUCGGAUGUGUCCAAUCGUCGGACUGGGAGAGGGAAGCCUUUCAGUACGGCUGGGUGGAGGUGGCUGUCUCUGGUGGGACUGAUGAAUGACCACUUGGAGGCGGAGUUGCUUAACCAAGUUAUUGCCGAAAGUGAAAAGAUUGUCCCUCGGCCGAAACAUGUGUCACCAUUAUGGUACUUGGCCUGUCGGAUGCAGACCUGUCUGAAGGGAAGGCAGGUUGCUCCGAGGUUCAGCAGUUGGCUGAAAGAACCCCCGGCAUGGUGGGUAUUCAGCAGCGCAAUUUACCGGGAUCACUUCCCCGAUGAGUUUGGCGAGCUGCCUGUGUCUGUGGCAUCUGCACGCUUAAUUGCCUUCAGCUCCAGAGCUGCACAUUGGAUUGCUUGCGGACUCCGCCGAUUCUCGCGUCGCUCUGAGCCACGCCGGCGACGUACCUCCAAUGACGACAUUGUUGACAUCUUUCACACCGUAUUGGGGGACCGAUGGUUCGGCGAGAUGAUCAACUUGGUCAAGCCCAAAAUCUCUGCAAUAGCCCACGGCCCACACCAAGGCCCACAACAAAUGUGCGAGCUACCAGACAAAUCCAUCAUGGAAGCCGUUCUCAGACACGCCGAACUGGAUCGAAGAAUGACCUGCGGAUUCUGCAGAGCUUGGCAAUUUGACGUAGCUCUAAAAAGGUAUGGUAACAUCGCGGAUCCGAACUCGUCCACAAACGAUGAAGAGCCGACGAAAAGAGUACGUAGCGGAUGA
Messenger RNA from Gregarina niphandrodes, 1992 nucleotides. RefSeq lists its product as hypothetical. The record is from RefSeq and is a predicted model, not a curated record. Bases 1 to 1992 code for a protein of 663 amino acids. The transcript has a single exon. NCBI's taxonomy places the organism in Eukaryota, Apicomplexa, Conoidasida, Eugregarinorida, Gregarinidae.